Molecule: messenger RNA, 1104 nt
Organism: Tribolium madens (black flour beetle)
Lineage: Eukaryota; Metazoa; Arthropoda; Insecta; Coleoptera; Tenebrionidae
Gene: Rsf1
Product: RNA-binding protein Rsf1
Exons: 2
Coding region: 113-670 (185 amino acids)
Biological process (GO): mRNA splicing, via spliceosome
Cellular component (GO): nuclear speck
Molecular function (GO): RNA binding
Source: RefSeq, a predicted model, not a curated record
GGCUCGCGGGUUGGUCCAUUUCCAUUCAUUUCCAAAGCAAACUUCGAUCGCUGUUGUGUUACCUAUAAAAACUCCGUUAAUCUCCGUUGACCAACGCUUCGAAUUUGGAACCAUGGGCGAACGAGACCCCGAAAGAAGCGCCAGAGUCUACGUCGGCGGUCUUACAGACAGCGUCAAGAAGGAAGACCUCGAAACCGAGUUUGAAAAGUACGGAAAACUGAACUCUGUAUGGGUGGCUUUCAAUCCCCCAGGCUUCGCUUUUAUCGAAUUUAUCAAUCACAGCGACGCCGAAUCGGCCUGUGAUAGUCUCAACGGCACCGAUUUCUUGGGCUCGAAACUGCGAGUCGAGAUUGCUAGGGGCAAGUCUCGCCGAGGAGGGUUCAGAGGUGGCCGAGGCAGGGGUGGCCCGCCAUACCGCGGGGGCGGUUAUGGGGGCGAUCGCGGCUUCAGAGGCGGCCGAGGCGGAAGGCCCGGAGGCCGCUUUGAUUCAUACGGGGGAGGAAGGCGCGACGACGGGGGGCGCUCAUACGGCAGGGAUUUUAGCAGAAGGAGAGAUGGAUAUGGCAGAAGUGAUAGCUACAAUGGAAGAGGUGGUGGCGGAGGCAGGAGAUUCGACAGUAGCUCCAGGUUCAGGUCAAGGUCGCCGGCGGCAGCCCCACCAAGACACUAGUUAAGCUACGUUUAAGCAAUCUUUAUUUGUAUUCUUAUUUUUUAUAUAUUUCGUUCAGUACAACAUUGAGGAAAGCUGGUGAUGUAUGACAUUAGAUUAAGUACAAUAGAUCUGGAGUUUAUGAAGACUUUUUCGAGAAACAUAAUUGUUGCAAAAGGCAACUUUAGAUGUUUAUUUUAUUACUACAUAAGAGUGAAAUAAAACCUAGUACCUAUACAAAUAUCACGUGUUACUACACGAUUUUUAAUGGCUUUCCAAUGUAUACACAGUGUGUAUCACUGUUUUUCAUCAAUUAAUUUCUUUGUGGGAUGAAUCACUGUUACGGUAAUAAUACCUUCAGUUACUAUUACCGAAUCGAUGUUUUUUAUAAAGUAGCAUUCGCCACCCUUUAUUUGUACAAAAGCUCAAUACUAAUAAUAAAAGUGUUAGAUCUA